Cyanistes caeruleus (blue tit) is the source of this 1894-nucleotide messenger RNA. Lineage: Eukaryota; Metazoa; Chordata; Aves; Passeriformes; Paridae. The record is from RefSeq and is a predicted model, not a curated record.
GGCUGCUGCUGCUGCUGCUGCCACUCUGGCGUGCGGCUGCAGUCCAUCGUCUGGAACAGCCAGCACGAAGUUAUCCAGCCUGGCCACAGCCAAAGGAAUGCGGCAAGAGUCCCCGAGGUCACCGCAGCGAGGCUGAGCGUGGAAUAACAAGCCAAAUCCGCUGGGGAUUUACAAUGCAAGCAACCUUUCGAGGUUUCUUUUCUGCUUUGCUCCCACCCUGCUGUUGGAUUUGAGAUCAUGUCGGUUAAUAUUGUAGCUUUUGGCAAUGAAAGAGAUGGUUUUUCUGAGGACAGUCAGCAGCCCAGCCUGAUCUGGAGCUAUCUCCGGAGAAGUGCUCUCAUUUCUCAGAUCGACAGCAGCUUCUCUGCCAGUCGAGUUGGGAACCCAGUUUUUGCUGAGUAUCAAGCUUGCGUAUUUGGAAAUGUCAGACUGGUGGUAUACGACUGUGUUGUCUGGGAUAUAUUUGACAGUGACUGGUACACUUCCUGCAGGCUCAUUGGAGGAGCUGAUAUUAUUGUGAUUAAAUACUCUGUCAAUGACAAGACUUCAUUUCAAGAACUAAAGGACAACUAUGUGCCAACGGUAAAAAAAGCACUAAGUCACUGCUCAGUUCCAGUAAUAAUUUCUGCUAUUGGUGCAAGAAAAAACGGAGUGCCUUGCACCUGUCCACUGUGCACUUCAGACAGGAGGAGCUGUGUCACAACCUCUGAAGGAGUUCAGCUUGCUAAGGAACUUGGAGCCACAUACCUUGAACUGCACACUCUUAAUGACUUCUACGUACAGAAAUACUUUGGAGGAGUGCUGGAAUAUUUUAUGAUCCAAAGUUUGAAUCAGAAGUCAUCCAAAAAAAUGAAGGAAAGGAAAAAGAUGCAGAAGUGCCAUCGAGUCCAACCACCUCAACUUGAACAGCCAGAAAAGAUGCCGAUCCUGAAGGGUGAAGCCUCACACUACAACGCAGACCUGCACAACCUGCUCUGCUGCUGCCAGUGUGUAGAUGUGGCCUUCUAUCCUGAGGACCUCAGCAUAGCAGUGGAGGCUCACAAGAUCAUCCUCUGCUCUGUCAGCCACCUCUUCAUGCUGCUGUUUGGAGUGAAGAGCCCAUCCGAUGCCCAUGACACCUCCCUUGUGCAGCUGGCACAGAGUCUCUUUGCAGUGGAGGAGGGGGAUCCCUUACCCUCGUAUCCCCAUGGUGUCCCACCCUGUGUCCCACCAGUCAGGGUGGUGGUGAAGGAUUCUCUCUUCUGCUCUUGUCUCCCAGAUAUCCUCCACUUCAUUUAUUCAGGUGCUUUCCAGUGGGAACGAUUGGAAGAGGACAUAAAAAAGAAGUUGAAAGAUCCAGAUAAAACAGAACAUGUGCUUGAGAAAGUUAAAUGCAUCCUGAAAACUCCAGGGAAGCCAAACACUGUAAAGGACUGCAAAUCUCACCAGAUAAAACUGCUCUAUAAUACUUCUCUCAGGCUGUUCUUUAACACACCUGUGCUGGCUGAUGUACUCUUCAAAAUACAAGAUGCAACUGUACCAGCCCACAGGGCAGUUCUGGUAGCCCGUUGUGAGGUUAUGGCAGCCAUGUUUAAUGGUAAUUAUCUAGAAGCAAAUAGCGUUCUGGUUCCGGUGUACGGGGUUUCCAAAGACACUUUCCUGUCCUUCCUAGAGUACCUUUACACUGACUCCUGCUGCCCAGCCGGUAUUCUCCAAGCAAUGUCUCUACUGAUCUGUGCAGAGAUGUACCAAGUAAUGAGACUCCGGCAUAUUUGUGAACUUUACAUCAUCACGCAGCUUCAGAGCAUGCCUAGCAGGGAACUGGCUUCCACAAGCCUCAGUAUUGUUAGCUUGCUCAAAAAAGCUAAGGUACUUAUUCUAUAUACCAAAUGAGAACAUACAUGUUGACUUUAAU